AAAUCUAUUUAUGAUUUCCCGAUGGCUGAUCUUUAUGUGAAAAGGGUCGUAAGCUCUUCACGAAUCUUUAGCUAUAUUGUUUAUUUUGAUAUAUUGAUUUGGAGGAUUUGUUUUUUUGAUCGAUGGUUUUGAUUAUAAAGUCGUCAUGGCAAAUCUUAAUCCACAACGGUUUGCAGGUUCAUAUACGCUCUGUAAUUUAGAUUUGAUCGGUCGAUAGUUUCGACUUUCGAUCUCAAAAAUCAGAUCUUUAUCAGGAGUUUUCAGGUUCUUCCUCUCUUAUGCUGUUCUAAGUGGGUUCAGGUUCUUUUUCUUGUAUCUUCUAUGAAGAGAUGGGGGUUAUAAACAAAAUUUUAUCUGCAAAUUUACUUGCUGUGGCAGAUCGAUAGGGUUAUUGGCCCAUAUCCGCGAGAAAUUAAAGCUUAGAUAUUAUUAUCCACGCGGUUCAUGACGAUAAUUCCAGUUUCUCCUUUUAUGUUCUUAUCUUCGAACAUGGUUAUGGAAGAUACAUCAGGUUAUUGGUUGAUAGGUGGAUAAGUUAUGAAAAAUAUUGUUAGCCUUCUUCAAUUUUCUACCUUGGAUGAUAAUUUGAUUUUGAUCUGAAGGCUCUGUUGUGCCAGAUCCAGAUCCAUAGUGGGGAGAAACUGUCGGCAUAUAUUAUUAGCCUCUGAUUCCAGGUUCUUCAUCUGGUAGCAUCUUCCUUUGAUAAUAAUACAGUUUUGAUUGCAAAGCCUGGUGUGGCAUAAUGCCCUGUCUAUGUUUUUAGGGGCUGGAAAUUAAGAUCCGAUAAUAACAUCUUCCAAAGAAGUCGUUAUAUCAGAUUCUAGAUUUUGAUGAUCAAUUCAUGUGGGGUUGAUGUUAUUUUGCUGGAUCUGUUCCUCAUGAUUUGGCUAUUGGAUGGUUAUAUCUCUCUCUUCUUUUGACUGGAUUACUUCAUUUUGUUUGUUGGUAAAUGAAAAGCAACAUCCUUUAUGGAUUUUUCUCAAUUUUCAUCCAUAUCAAGUUGCUGGUUUCUGUAAGCUGCUGAUAUAUGGGGAAGAGAUCUGCUUGUUUUCUUUGUUGAUAGGUUUGUUGGGUGCCAAAAAUCAUGGUCCAGGCAUCUUGAUGACCAUCUAUUUUGCUGGGUCUAAGAAAGCUUGCAUCUUCUUUGAUCAUUCUGCUGAUCCAAGGAGACUUGAACAUGGAUUGAACCGUUGUGCUUCUGGUUUUCCUACAAUUUUUAAGAUCAUUUUCUUUUCUAGCUAUAACAUGAUUGUGAAGAGGCUACCCUUGGUCCUGUCGGUUUUGUUGCAAGGAGCAAUACAUGAUUUGAGAGCCAGCAGAUAUGCUAGAUUCCUAUCAGGUGUUUCAAGGUUCUUCAUAUCACUCGUAUGUUGGUAUAAGAGGUUUCAGGUUCUUUUUCUAGUAUCUUCUAUAUCUGGGGUUAUUGGUCCAUAUCUGCAAGAAACUAAGAUUAGAUGUUAUUAUCCAAGUGUUCAUCACGACAAUUCCGGGUUCUUUUUGUAUGCCCUUAUAUUCGAUCAUGGAUUGGUUGAUCAGGGUUAUUGGUUUGUAGGUGGGGAGAAACUGUCAGCAGAGAUAUUAUUGGCUUAUGGUUUCAGGGGCCGGAAAUUCGGAUCUGAUAACAUCUUCCAAAGAACUCAUAAUAUCAGAUUCUUGAUUUUGAUGAUCCGUUCAGUUGUAAAUGUGGGGUGGAUGUCAUUUUGCUGGUUAUUGGGAGGCUGCUUUCUGCUCAUCAUCUCUGUUUAUGUAGGUUUGAUUGGUGCCAAAUACAAUGGUGCAGGCAUCUUCUUAUUUGAUCAUUCUGCUGGUCCAAGGAAACUUGAAGGUGGGUUCAGCCUUUGUGCCUCCUGGUCUAAUAAGAAAGCUCAUAUGCGAAUAGGUCUUGUCCAUCCUGGUUUGUUUCCAGCUACUAGGCUUCUUCUGUCAAUCCCUUUUUGUAAUCUUGCUUUUGUCGAUCUUUUUAGUAAAGAGGCUAGCCUUGGUAAAGCACUUGUGAAGUUCAAGAAAGCUUGUAUGUGGAUUGGGCCUUUGUCCUUCCUUUGUGGCUUUUCCAUGAAUCCUUUCUGUGAUCUUUUUUAUGGUUUUGCUCAAACAAUAAACAACACAUGGAGGAUUAUUGUUGUCUACAUAAGUUUGCUGGUUGUCAAAAGCUAUAAUCCAGGUCCAAGGAAAGAUGUGCGUGGAUUGGACCCUUCUUGUUCCUGGUCUAAGAAAGCUUGUAUGUGGAUUGGAACAGAUGAUUUACACUUGCAGUUGAUUAGUAUUUUUCGGUGUUUGAUCGGUGGCAUAUAA
Molecule: messenger RNA, 2292 nt
Organism: Lactuca virosa
Lineage: Eukaryota; Viridiplantae; Streptophyta; Magnoliopsida; Asterales; Asteraceae
Source: the annotation of a GenBank genome assembly